UACCGAUAUAUUUCUGUGUUUAUAAACAUUUUUUGGUAAGUGAUCUUGUGUGAUUAGUGAAUAUAAAGGAUUUUUAAGUAAUAAAAUGGAUAAUUUUUAUUGAAUGAAAAGUAUCCCGCAGAACCACUAUGAAAAAUAGUUCCAGAUCAAAUUCUCUGAAAAAUUGGGAAAUGUUAAACUCUUAGAAGAAUAGAACUGUAUAUCCCGAAUGGAAUUUUAGCUGGAAAGAUAUACAUUAUUAUGAAACGAAAUCAUGCCGGUCAAUAUACAUACUCACAACAAAAUAAAUCGUACGCAAAUAACAAUAAAUCAUAUGGAUCAAAUCAAAAUCUAUACUCUAGUGGCGGCGGGGGUGGGAAUAACUCAUCAACAAACUCAUAUCAAACAAAUAAAUUGAAUACACCACCGCCAAUUUUACCAAAUACGUAUUCGGUACCACCACCGCCAAUAACAGAUCCAACUCGUCUAUAUUAUUCACAUAAUUCGCCCAAUCGUAAUACGUAUACAAACAUUCCAUCGGCCGAACCACCGGGUACACCACCUUCAAUUCAUAAUAUACGUAAUGGUAUUGUUCCAGUCACACAUCAUCAUACUAAUUAUUAUGUGCCACUAUCACCAUACCAUCCACCGCGAAUACAAUGGGCUCAAUCGAUUUCACCUAUGCCAGGUGGAAUUGACACUAGUACGCCACCACCAAGAAGAUGGCCCCCACCGUCGCCCUUGGUAAUGGGUGCCAAUGUAUAUGUGCCACGACCGUCACCGCCAAUAAGAAAAAAACAACGGAAAAAGACUAUUGCACAAAAUGUUCCUUCACGUGAAAUAAAAAUCGAAGAUGCUGAAGCUGCCCUAAAAUGUGAAAUGGAACAUACAUACACAACGAAGCAAUUAAUGAUACGUUUCCCAGAUCCUCCAAUUGAUCGUGACACAGUAUUAAAAUUCAAUCCAAAUAUAAAAAAAGUACAUUUUCAACAACCAUCAACACCACGAUAUUGCUUUAUACAAUUAGAUGAAGAUGCAGAUACGGAAAAAGUGAUUCAAGAAUUACGUGAAGUCAAAUUCGGAUUAGGUAAUUUACGUGUGGAAUUAAAACAUGAUGCGACACGUCGUGCAAAGGCAGAAGAUAUCGAUCCAUACGUAUUGUUCGUUGGUAAUAUUAGUCAACAUACACCAGCGGAAACAAUUAAAACUUUAUUUCAUCCUGGUCGUGUUGAUAUUGGCCCAUCACAAAAAAUUAAAAAUUCACGUUAUGCGUUAGUGAAAUUUAACACUGCACAAGAAGCAAUUGAAGUAUUUAAGAAAACGCAAGGGAUCAUGGUCGGUGAUCAUAGUUUGAAUGUUCGAUUUAGGCGUCUAAAUGGAUCUGUAGGAUUCCCAGGUGAUAAAGUAAUAGUUAAAAAGGCUGCAAUCACACCAGCAAAUGCAGAAGAAGAAAAUAAUAAAAAUGAAGAAACAAGUAAAGCAAGUACAAGUAAAUCCUCGAAUCAAAACUUAUCAAAAGACGAUAACCAAAAAACAGAUGGAGAAAAUAAUCAUAACAAUGAUUUACCUCCAGUGAAAAAAGAAGAAGAAUAUUUUUAUUACGAGCAUCCAGAACCCGCGGAUGAAAUGGAUAUCAAAUUAAAGAAUGAAUAUUUCAAUGAACAGAACGAAUAUUACAUGGAACAUCCGGAAUACGAAUACGAUUAUGAUUACUUCUAUGAAAGCGGAUUUGCCGACAAUCAAGACGUCCAAUCAUCUUCAUCAAGUACAACAUACACGUCAACAAUGACACCCAAUGAAAAUGAUCAUUUAGAUGCAAAUGAAUUUGCAGCACAAUUAAAAUCUCAAUUACAACAGAACGAAUCAUCGUCUACAAGUAGAAAUAAUGGACAACCAUGGUCAGUAGGUAGAAAGAAUGAUUUAGGUCCGACUGUAAAACAAAUUCAUUUACCACCUCCACCGAAGACUGCUCCACCAGAAAUACCUCCUCCCCCACCUGGACCACCGCCUGGACCUCCUCCAGCUCCUCCAAAUAGGUAUGACAUACCUUCGAAUUUAGAUGAAAUUCGUGUUAAAUCUGAACUAGAGAAUGAUGGAUAUGAAAAUCGCUGUGAUCAUGACGAUGAUGAUGAGAACGAUGAAACUAGACAGUUUUUAAGCGAACUACAAAAACUUAGUGAGAAUAUUUCAAAUGAUAGAUCAUCGUCAUCAACGAGCCGGCCCAAUGAGGCUGAACAUGUACCUAAAAGUGAAUGUGAUACGCAAGACCAUAAUAAAAAAAAUACGGAUCUAUUUGUACGAAUACCACGUGACAAAAUUAAAAUUAAUUCACUGGCGUCAAUAAAUAAUCGACAAGAUGAUAAAAAUUCAAGUAGUGACUUUUUAUCCUUUUCAAAUAAUCGAUAAGCACAGGAUUUUAUGUAUGUGAAAUAUUUUGUAAACGAUCAAUAAA
Molecule: messenger RNA, 2431 nt
Organism: Chrysoperla carnea
Lineage: Eukaryota; Metazoa; Arthropoda; Insecta; Neuroptera; Chrysopidae
Gene: Pof
Exons: 5
Coding region: 241-2385 (714 amino acids)
Biological process (GO): actin filament polymerization
Cellular component (GO): actin filament; cytoplasm
Molecular function (GO): RNA binding; actin binding; microtubule binding
Source: RefSeq, a predicted model, not a curated record